Molecule: messenger RNA, 1242 nt
Organism: Saccharomycopsis crataegensis
Lineage: Eukaryota; Fungi; Ascomycota; Saccharomycetes; Ascoideales; Saccharomycopsidaceae
Gene: YEA4
Product: Yea4p
Exons: 1
Coding region: 1-1242 (413 amino acids)
Biological process (GO): transmembrane transport
Cellular component (GO): endoplasmic reticulum membrane; Golgi membrane
Molecular function (GO): UDP-N-acetylglucosamine transmembrane transporter activity
Source: RefSeq, a predicted model, not a curated record
AUGGGGGAAGAAGUUGCUUUAUCAUCAUCUAGCAUGGUAUUAUCACUCUGGCUUCCUGCUCUUGGAUCAAUUUUUGGAGGUUGUUGCUCCAAUGUUUUUACCAUUGAGAAAUUGUUGAAAGAUACUCCGAAGAUCACCAACUUUGUCACACUUGUCCAAUUCAUAUUCAUCUCGGCAGUGGGAGGAUGCUUGAACUUGGAGCUUGUCGAUGGUUGGAAACCUCAAUUGAAGCCUCGCCAAGUGGCGCUACGGCGAUGGCUAAUACACGUGGGAUUCUUCUUUAUCACAUCGAUCUUGAACAAUUACGUAUUGAAUUUGAAUGUCUCGAUGCCAAUCCAUGUUAUUUUCCGAUCCUCAGGAACCAUCUUUACCAUGUUCAUUGGGAGAGUGUUCAUGAAGAAGAAGUAUAACCAGUACCAGGUUUUCAGUGGUGGGUGUUUGACCUUAGGAUUGCUUUUGACCACCAUUGGGAACUCCUCUAUGAAAAUUGAUCUGAAAAGCCUUAGUGGGUUGUCGAACAUGGAUUACAAAAGGCUGUUAUCAUUCACGGCAAUUUCCGAAUUUUUCCUUCUGGGGGCGUGGCAGCGGGCGGUGAUGCUAGCCAUUGAGAGGGUCAAUUUGGGGAUCGUGCUAUUAAUCUUGGCGUCAGUGUUGAUUUCCAUCAAUGGGUUCUUGCUCGAAGCAACCUUUAAAUCGAUCACUGACAAGCAACAGGGGAAAAAUCUUUGGAAAGAGGCGCUUUUCUACCAGCACGUCUUUUCUCUCCCAUUAUUCAUUUUAUUGCUUGGAAAAUCCGUGGUUGGGGAAUCACAAGCGUUUAUGGCGAGCAUUUUUGAUAAUUUAUCCCAAACAGGCACCAGUCGCAAUGUUAUCUUUCUGAACCCUCGAGCAUUGAUGCCUUUGUAUUUGUUGAUUCUCAAUGUGAUAACCCAGUACAUUUGUGUGCGAGGGGUCAAUAGAUUAAGCAGCCAUGCUAACUCUUUGACGGUGUCAGUGGUGUUAUUAUUGCGGAAAUUCACCAGUUUGGUGUUGAGUAUCGUUGUCUUUGAGAACCUGUUGGACUGGCUCUGUUGGGUGGGAAUUGGGUUUAUUUUUUGUGGGACUGGGUUGUACAGUUAUGGGAGUAGUUUGAAUAAAGGUAAGAAGGAUAAUGAUGCUAAGAAAGAUGAAAUGAAGGACCCUAAUAUUAACGAUUCAAAAAGUAAUAAAGUAAAUAACGAUCCAAAACAAGAGAAACUAUGA